This is a messenger RNA of Ochotona princeps (American pika), 1092 nucleotides long. It is a transcript of the gene DIMT1, whose product is annotated as DIM1 rRNA methyltransferase and ribosome maturation factor. Gene Ontology annotation, biological process: rRNA methylation. Lineage: Eukaryota; Metazoa; Chordata; Mammalia; Lagomorpha; Ochotonidae. The record is from RefSeq and is a predicted model, not a curated record. Gene Ontology annotation, molecular function: rRNA (adenine-N6,N6-)-dimethyltransferase activity. The transcript is spliced from 12 exons. Bases 129 to 1055 code for a protein of 308 amino acids. Gene Ontology annotation, cellular component: mitochondrial matrix.
GCCCGGAGGCGGGGCCAGCGUCCAUCGCGCGGCGUGGACGGGGCGGUGGGAGUGGUGCGCGGUCCCCGCCGCUGGCCGGCCUUGGCCCUGUGUGGCUUCGCGGUCCUCAGGGCCCAGUUCCAGCAGAGAUGCCGAAGGUGAAGGCGGCGGCGAAGCGGCGGGAAGAGCGCCGGGAGCUGAAGAGCGCCGGAGGACUCAUGUUCAACAAAGGCAUCGGGCAACACAUUUUGAAAAAUCCUCUCGUUGUUAACAGCAUUAUUGAUAAGGCUGCCCUAAGGCCAACGGAUGUGGUGCUGGAAGUCGGACCUGGAACUGGCAACAUGACCGUAAAGUUGUUAGAAAAGGCCAAAAAGGUCAUUGCUUGUGAACUUGACCCAAGGCUAGUAGCUGAACUUCAUAAGAGAGUUCAGGGCACGCCCAUGGCCAGCAAGCUGCAGGUAAUGGUGGGUGACGUGUUGAAAACAGACUUGCCAUUCUUUGACGCGUGUGUGGCCAAUCUGCCGUAUCAGAUCUCUUCGCCCUUUGUCUUCAAGCUGCUGCUGCACCGGCCUUUUUUCAGGUGUGCUGUACUUAUGUUUCAACGAGAAUUUGCUCUCCGCCUGGUUGCCAAGCCUGGCGACAAGUUGUACUGCAGACUUUCCAUCAACACACAGCUGUUAGCACGCGUGGACCACCUCAUGAAAGUGGGAAAGAAUAACUUCAGACCACCCCCCAAGGUGGAAUCCAGUGUUGUAAGGAUAGAACCGAAGAAUCCACCACCACCCAUUAAUUUUCAGGAAUGGGAUGGCCUGGUAAGGAUCACCUUUGUCAGGAAAAACAAGACCCUGUCUGCUGCUUUCAAAUCAAGUGCAGUGCAGCAGCUGUUGGAAAAAAACUACAGAAUUCACUGUUCAAUGCACAAUAUUAUUAUACCAGAAGAUUUCAGCAUAGCAGAUAAAAUACAGCAAAUCCUAACCAGCACAGGUUUCAGUGACAAAAGGGCCCGUACCAUGGACAUAGAUGACUUCAUCAGACUGCUACACGGAUUCAAUGAAGAGGGUAUCCACUUUUCCUAGGCAUCUGAAGAUGGAAUGUUUCAAAGCAAGAACAGAA